GAAUGCUCUAUUGACCAUGAAAAAACACCUACAUCACAAAGUGUCUGGAUCCUGUGAUCCUGGUGACAGGAGUCCAAAAGAAAAAGGAAGAUCACAGGGAAUUCGAAAUUUGCUAAUAUUGAUUAGUUUAUCAAUAAUACCCUACUUGUCUUGUCUAGGCGGAGACUUUGUAUUUGAUGACGCAGAAUCUAUCGUAAAUAAUCCGAUUGUAAAUGGAAAAGAUCCAUUGUUGCAGAUAUUCUCUCGUGAUUUCUGGGGACGUUCUAUCAGUUCAUCUAACAGCCACAAAAGCUAUCGACCUGUGACAACCUUCACAUUCUGGCUCAACUAUAAGCUUCAUGAGACAUCUACUUUGGGAUAUCAUGUUGUUAACAUUAUUUGCCAUACCGUCGCUACGCUGGUGUUUUACAAACUUGGAAAACAAUUGGAGCAUAUUUUUGAUUUCUUCAACAUUGCAUUCUCAGCAUCAAUAUUGUUUGCUGUACAUCCAGUGCACACAGAAGCAGUUGCAAAUAUAACAGGACGAGCUGAGCUUUUGAUGACAAUUUUCUCGUUAGCUGCUUUAAUAUUACAUGUGAAAAAUCGUGAGAUCAAUUGUAAAUUUGUGUUACUUGUUAUCCUAUCGACCCUGUCUAAAGAACAAGGACUAAUGACAAUUCCAAUCGCUAUUUGUAUUGAUUUCCUCGCACAUAGAAGUUGUAGAUCAAACUUUGUACGUAUGAUCUGUUUGCUUGUUGCCAUCGGUUUUCUGAGAAUGAUGGUGAAUGGAUUUGAAGCAGCAAAGUUUACAAAAUUAGAUAACCCAACCGCUUUUUUGAAUUCGAAAUUUUAUAGAAUGAUAAAUUACACCUACAUCUGGCUAUACCAUGCAUAUCUGCUCGUAAUACCCGUUAAUCUCUGCUUCGAUUACUCCAUGGGAUGCAUUUCCUCCAUUACCACCAUGUGGGACUUGCGCGCAUUAUCACCUGUUCUCAUUUUCACAAUAGUAAUUAUUGGAGUCAAAUUUCAAAAUGAAUGCAGGGCUUUUACUCUCAGCUCUUUGAUGGGGAUCAUCUCGUUUCUCCCGGCUUCCAACAUAUUUUUCACAGUUGGCUUUUCCAUUGCGGAAAGGGUUUUAUAUCUUCCAUCCGCUGGAUUCUGUUUGUUAUGUGCAAUAAUCUUUAAGAAAUUAUCAGUCCACUUUAAAAAUGCUGAUGUACUAUCAAUUACAUUAAUAUUGUUGUUGAUUUCAAAAACAUACCGAAGAAGCGGAGAAUGGAAAACCGAGCUCUCUCUCUACAGUUCAGGACUCAGUGUCUGUCCUACAAAUGCUAAAAUUCAUUACAAUCUAGGGAAGGUUCUAGGAGACAAUGGUCUAACCAAAGACGCAGAGAAAAAUUACUGGAAUGCUAUAAAACUAGAUCCAUCCUAUGAACAAGCUUUAAACAAUCUCGGAAAUUUGCUCGAAAAAUCUGGAGAUAGUAAAACAGCCGAGAGCUUGCUUGCCCGAGCAGUCACGCUACGGCCCAGUUUUGCAGUUGCUUGGAUGAAUCUUGGUAUUUCUCAAAUGAACUUAAAAAAAUAUUAUGAAGCGGAAAAAUCAUUGAAAAAUUCACUAUUAAUACGUCCAAAUUCUGCACAUUGUCUAUUCAACUUGGGAGUUUUGUAUCAAAGAACUAAUCGUGACGAAAUGGCAAUGUCCGCAUGGAAAAAUGCGACAAGAAUUGACCCAUCCCACUCUCAAUCUUGGACCAAUUUGUUCGUAGUGUUGGAUCAUUUAAGUCAAUGUUCUCAAGUAAUUGAUCUAUCCUAUCAGGCUUUAUCAAGUGUACCAAACGAAUCACGAGUUCAUAUGCAAAUCGGAUCUUGCCACGCUAAACAUUCAAAUUUCACGGCUGCAGAAAAUCAUAUAAAAAGUGCUAUAGAUCUGAAUCCAACUUCAGUUUUGUUUCAUGCGAAUCUCGGUAUUCUCUACCAACGAAUGAGUCGUCACAAAGAAGCUGAAAGCCAGUAUCGAAUUGUCUUGGCACUUGAUUCGAAAAAUAUAGUUGCCAAACAAAACCUUCAAAAGCUGGAAGAACAUAACUGCUACAAUUCCACUCUCCCAUAAUCUAUAGGCUAAAAGUUAAUAAUUCGCUAGGUGAAUCAUCACGAGUAUAUUCAAAAUUAUGUACGGUUAUAUUAUCUGUUAUUUUUUCAUUGUUAGACAAUAAAGUGUUCAUUUU
Molecule: messenger RNA, 2204 nt
Organism: Caenorhabditis elegans
Lineage: Eukaryota; Metazoa; Nematoda; Chromadorea; Rhabditida; Rhabditidae
Gene: F38B6.6
Product: Protein O-mannosyl-transferase F38B6.6
Exons: 11
Coding region: 17-2089 (690 amino acids)
Cellular component (GO): endoplasmic reticulum; membrane
Molecular function (GO): dolichyl-phosphate-mannose-protein mannosyltransferase activity
Source: RefSeq, marked reviewed